Molecule: messenger RNA, 18093 nt
Organism: Lymnaea stagnalis (great pond snail)
Lineage: Eukaryota; Metazoa; Mollusca; Gastropoda; Lymnaeidae
Source: the annotation of a GenBank genome assembly
AAUUUCCGUUAUUCCCGCGGAUUCAUUGGAAAUAACCGUAAAAUGGGUCCCAAAAGACGAGCUGUAGACUCCAGUGGGACCCAAAAUGAUACAAAAAAGGAGAAAAACCCUGAAGCUGAUCAUGAAUUAUUCCUUCAAGCAUUUGAAAGUAGGUUUUUUGGUUAUUUUUCAUAAAUAGAUACGUCAAAGAUGGUCAAUGUUUACAUAUUUUCUUUGUCGAGUUAUGACCUAUUAUCGAUAGGCAGCAUCCAAAUAAAAUGAUGGUUAAACUUGACAGUAGACAAAACAAUGACCAUAUUGUCUAGAACCUUCAUCAGCAGAAAAGAUCCUCAAAAGUCUAAACUAGUUGAUAAAUUGCAACUGGGCCUCAAUAUAAAAUAAUUAAAGACUAUUACCAAAAAAAAGAUAAUCCCAUUUUCAUGUGUCAUGUGUUAAUCAAUUAAUCUAGGUACUUCGAUAAAGCAGGGACACUCACUCUUAGAAAAUUUGUAUCAGAAAUGGGCCUGCGCAAUGUAAUCAAGUUUUUAAUGUUUUAUGUGAGUGUAAUUUUAAUGAUACAUAGGCCUAAGUCCUUUUGGCCUAUAAUUAAGGUCUGACUCCGCCCAUUCAAAUGAGGAGAAAUGUUGACCUACAUUCCCAUUGAGUUUUUUUGUUCUUUAUAUCAACUUUAAGUGAGGAAAAUCGUAUGUCAAUAUAAUAUAAGGCAUCUUUCCCUCAAAAUUUUUUAAAGAAAUUCAAAGAUAAGGUCUUUCAUAUUAAAACUGGCAACGCAUUUCAUUGUAAAUUGAUGUUGCGGUGUGCCAAUGCCAAUUCUCAUUGAUUUUUUAUCUAGGUCAUGUCCAACGUUCGUUACAAUUAUCCUAGUAACCUGCAUUACCAUAUAAGGUCGCUCAACCUAAAUUCGACAUUGGCGUGGGCCACGCCCCCUUUUUAAUGGUGGAAGAUGCAGAUACUUGGGAAAUAUUUAAUUAUUACCACUAUUUACAUCAAAAUAUUUAAUAAAUUAUGUUUUAGAAUGAACUUAAAUCUUAUUGAAAGCAUACUAUUUUAAUUUGAGGUUUAAAACAUUCUGUACGGUAAAGGUCCAUAUUAUAAAUGAUCAUUAUUUGCAGUGUGCAAAAUAUCAUGGCCAUGAGCCAUGGGCCGCCAUUCAGUCACUUGCAUAAUGAGUAUACCAUACUGAGUUUUCAUUUCAUAAAAGUUUGCAGUGUGCAAAAACUAUUAAACAAUUGGUCAGGGAAAGCUUUAAUUAAUUAGUCAUGUGCCAAAGUUGAAAGUUCAAAAUCAGAAAUUCCCAAACAGUAUUUUAGUAAUAAGGGGAUGGAUUGCCUUAUAUAGAUUAUAUAGCAUAUACUAUACCGGUAUAAUGGAUGCCGUAGAUUUGGUAAACAGAAAAGCCAUAUAUUAAUACAUUAUAUUAAAUUGACUGAUAUACAUCGUAGUGCAUGGUUAGGUAAGCUACAAUUCAUCUAUAAUUGUAUAAUUAUAACAUUAUUACUAAAAUUAUUUUUUAAUACAGCAUUAGUUCUGAAAAAUAACGGUCAAAUAAAAUUAUCAUUAAAAUGAGAGUUAUAUAGCUUGUGAAGCGAAAAGCUGAAAUGAGUCACAGAAUGUGGAGAUGCGGUCCAUGUUAAAAAAGGAUAAACGACGUCGUAUUUUACAAAUUCAUAACUUUAAAGCUACAACAGCUAUAAAUACGAUUUUGGUUUAUAAUUCUGUAAAAAAAUUAGCUCUAUUCAACAAUGUCAUCGGUUUAUGACCAGAAUGUCAUUUCAAGCUUUAACUUUAGUACUUUUUGAGCUAUGAAUUUUUAAAGUGUGAGUUCGUUUGGUAUUUUUCGCUGAACCUCCACAUCUUGUAAACCCAUUCUGCUGAUCACGUCAUGUGCAAUAACUCUUGUUUUAAAGAUAAUUCUAUACAAAGUUAUUUCAGGAUUAAUCAGUAUAUUGAAAUUUCUGAUUUUAAAAUUUAUUUUAACCAUAUUAUGUAAUUAUAAGUAGGCUAAAUUUUAACUUAUCUAGCCCUAGCUAUGUAAUAUGCAUUAUAACAUUAAAUAUGAUAUGGAUGUUCUGUUUACUAAGUCUAGUGUCCAUUAUAUAUAUAUAUAUAUAAUCUGUAUAAGGCAGUAAGGUACUGGUUUGGGACUACUUAUUUUGAACUUUCAACUUUUGCUCAUGAUUUAUUAAUUAAAGCUUUCUCUGAACAAUGAUUUAAUGGUGUUUGCACAUAUCACAUGGCACAUUAAUUCUUUUAUGAAUAAAAAUAUGAGAAUAAUACUAAGGUAGAAUAGCAAGUGACUGUGAAUGGCUGCCCAUAACGUUUUGGAACACAGCAAAUUAUGGACUAAUUUAUAAUAUGAAUUCUACCGGGUUUUUACACCCCAAAUCAAAAUAUUUUUGUUUAAAUGCCUUUUAAGUUCAUUCAAAAACACAAAUUAUCAAAUAUUUUGAUAUAAAUAGUGAUAAUAAUUGAAUAUUUUUGGAGUAUCAGCAUUUUCCGCCAUUAAAAAGGGGGUGUGGUUGAAAUUAGGUUGAGAGACCUUUUGAUAAUGCAGGUUACUAGGACGAGCAUAACAAAUGUUGGACACGACCUACAUCAAUGAGAAUUGGUACACAUAUACAUCAAUAACAUACAAUGGUUCUCAAGUUUUAAUAUGAAAGAACAGUCUUUGAAUUUCAUAAAUAAUUUUGAGGGGAAGAUUCCUUAUAUAUACACCUAUGCAUUUCCAAUAUUAAAUCGAAAUGGCUAUUCGCACCCGGUACCAGAAUUGAGAGGUUGGGAUUAAAAAACUUUAAAAUAUUAUUGUUGGGUUCGUAAGACAAAAUGAGGUAUCAAAUGAAAGAUAAUUGAAGGGACUAUAUGUUUAUAAACUUAAUUCUUCAGUUUAACAAAAAUAAACUUACCACAAAUGACAUCCGAAUAGCAUUCAGUCAAAAUAGACCCGGAUGCAUCGCAGGCAUUCGCACCGGGGCCCAUUAGACUCAUGCUAUUUGGAUGUCAUUUGUAGUCAUUAAUUUUGGCUGGGUUUUGGGCAUAGAUUUUUGCCGACUCUGCAAAUUUUGGCCUUUCACCAACUUUGAAAUACCAAGCACUAGACAGCAUUGUUUAUAAAUAUACAAGAAGUCACUGUAAUUAAUGUUUAUGUAAAUGCCUACAGUUAAAAACUCGAAGAAGAAACUUCCAGUAUUUUUUCAAUCUCUAUCUGAUUUGCUUAUUAACUUCUCUAUAAAUUGAAGAAAUACAACAAAUAUAUUGUAUUGAAAUUGUGACGUCCUCAGUAAUUCAGAAAAGUGCUUUGCCUCUUUGUUAUGAGGACAAUUUGACGUCCUUGAUAAUUGAAAGUGGUUGCGCUGACAUCAGCGGUAAUGAAAAGGUUACCUAAACUUUGUUGAUUUUGUAUUAAUGUAUCCCUAACUUUUUUUAUUUCAAUGUCUUUUUUUCCUUUUGUUUAACUAGAACCAACUCAGAUAUAUCGCUAUUUGCGAACAAGAAGCAUUGUUUUGGUAAGUUUUAUUUAUAUUUGUCAUAAUCAGUAACUCUUUAAUAACUUGUCACAGAAAAUUUGUAAAAAUUAUCUAAACCUUCUCCCCACCUCCAAAUCUGUACAGACUGACUUUUAGUUAAAGAAUUUAUAGAAAUUUAUAUGUAUCUUUGAUCAUAUUUAUAAUUAUUGAAAUAGUUAAUCAAUGGUUGAUGGUUUAUUCGUAUUUUAAAAAAAGUUAAAUUACUGUAUCAAUACAAAUAAAAUUUAAUUCUUAAGUGUCAACCACAAGACUAAGAGGGAAAAAACACCAAUUUCAGCUCAAUCCACCUAGCUGAAACGAUGGUAUUGAUUUAUUAUAUCUCGAACACUGCAUUUUGUUUUCUUUUGUUUUGGGGAAAAAGAACAUAUUUUGUUGUACUCUUUUGUUUUGCUUGUGACUAAAAAAUUAGUUUUAAUGUUGACGAAGCAUACUGGGUUACGUUUAUCAAGAAGCGCAAAGUUAUGCAAAAAAAUAACUAGAGACACAAUAAGGAAUAAAAAUUAUGUACUAUUUUCUUUCAGCCAAUUUUCCUUCCAAGAACACUGUCUUAUAUGAAACAGAGACGAUCAGUUUCAAAUAAAAAGCGGUGAGUGGUUCUAUCUUAACACUUAAGAUAGUUUUAUUUUUAUUUAAAAUAAGCAGAGACUUGUACAGCUUUACCUUCCAUUAUAAUUUUUACAGAGCUACGUAAGAAAAAUUAAUUUUGUUAAAUAUUUAAAUUAUUUCACACAGGAAGACUUUCAAGGUUGACUCAAUUUUAGGAUCAGUUGAAGCAAAAUUAGAAAAGGAUGCAGUCUGUAAGAGGUUAGUCAAACUUAAGAUUGGCUAAAUUAUUCUCAACAAACUAGAGCUUCCGAAUUGGUUCCUUGUGCCCAUUUUUAUGAUUUUUCUAAUGAAUUUUUUUUUAUCAAUAUAUUAUUUGAAAAUGGAAGAGGGUGGGGGGGAUGGGGGGGGGGAAUGAUUCAGUAUUUUAAAGGCGUAAAGUCAUAAUUACAAAUUUAUACCAAUUUAAUGUACAAUUGUACAUUCAAAAGGGCAGAGAACUCCUAUGCUUUAAUUAUAAACUCUGAUGCUUCUGCAAUCUUCUCUUUACCAGAUACUAUUUAUUAUUUCAUUUAAAAAAUGAAGUAAUGAUAAUUUUUGGAAAGUACUCUUCUGUUUUAGAAUUAUUGAGAGGAAGUAGAGUUAUUUAUUUUCUAUCAAUAAUACUGCCUUUUUGUUAAUACAACCAACCCCGCCCCUUUUUUGAAGGAACAAGUUAUUGGGAGCUGACUGUUUAGAUGUUAUCUUUGAGCAGAUAAUUUAAAUAACUAUUUUUAACCUUGAUAAAACAUGAUUAAACUUAGCUUUUAGACUAAGCAUGUUUAAUUAAGUUAGAACAGUAUUUGUUAAAUGGUAUUUUUUUUUAUAUCUUUAAAAUAUAUGUGUAUUUAUAGCUGUGGUAAACUUAAAACAAUUUUUUCACCAGAUUGAGGUUAGAAACCCUACAGCUUUCAUUUUCUGGAUUCCACAUUGCAGAUUGUAAGUAAACAAUCUAAAUUAUUUUGUUUAGCUCUUGGUCACAAAUGUAUUAGUUGUAAGUUACGUCUUAUGGCAAGGCACUUUACUAAUAAAAUAUUUGUUAUUAAAUGUUUACAUUCCUUUUCUGUUGCAGUUGCCACAGAGGCAGAGUUUGCUGAUGUUGAAGUUUUGCUAUUACGUAUUUGUCAAAAGAAGAGAAAGGUAAGCAUAAAUUUUGAUUGCUGUUUGUCAAAAGAAGAGGAAGAUACGCAAAAAUUGAGAUUGUAGUGUUAUCUUGUCUUUUUAGAUAAUAUUUGAAAAAAAAUUAUUAUAAUUUUUUUUUUUUCAGGAAUCUUCAGUACCAAUAGUUCCCAUAAACCUAGCAAAAUUAAGAGUACCUGUCAAUCCUAAACCUUUAGCGGUUUACCCAGAUCAGGUUCUCGAAAUACCCAGUGAUACAUUUGCAUACAAAAAUGGACAUGUAGUAAGAUCUCAUGUCUUAUUAUUUAGAGUGCAGUGUGCAACCUUAAGAGAAACUAGUAGCUCUGGAAUUAAUGGAGAGAGUCACUCACCCAGUAAGUCAUUCAUUCUCUAUGUUACUCUUGAAUCUUAUUUGUGCAAAUUUACUUUCAAUUGUAGUUAAGCCUUAAAUUAAAAUAGAAUCUUUAAAUUUUGUAUUGAAAGUUCAGAGGAAAUUGAGUCUUCUUGUAACUGCACUUUCCUCUUAUAUCAUGAAUUUUAAAUAUUUUAAAUUAAACUAUACCAUCAUUUCAGGUGAACCUCCAAUUAAGCGUCGUCGAAAUGGAAGAAUUUCCUCAUUGGAAGAAGAGGUUUUAACAUUUUGUAGAGAGCUUGUAGUUUAUGAUAAAAUCAAAACCUGUUUAUUGACACAAGGAAAGUAUGAAUUAGGAGUACAAACAUCUGAUGGCACAGAGAGACUUAAGCUCAAUAAAGUAUGGGAAUCAUUUACUGGCAAGGUAAUUACAUGAAUUUUAAUGUUUUUGUGAUUUAACAUAUUUUAAAAAAAAUCUGGUCAUUGAAUCAUUUUACUGUAGCGUAAACUUUAGUUUGGGAUUUUAAAUGAUUAUCUGUUGUGAGGUCCUCAAGCUUGAAUCAUUAACAAGAGCACCAAUGUUGAAAAUCAUCAUUUCUUUUUGUGGAUUAACUAACUUGUGUUAUGGUAUUGUAGUCGUGGGAUAUGUGUAAGUGCAAGAUGUCUUUAUGAAGACAUGAUGGUGCUCAGUACAUAUACAUGUGAAAAGUGGAAACAGGAAGUAUACAACACCAAGACAGUAAACUCGGUCUUCAAUAAAAACUACAAGGUUAUCAAACAGAACAUUACACUAUCUCUACAAGGCAACAUACUGAAAAAAAGAAGACAAUCGAACAUGUCUGGGUGUCCAGUUCGAUUGGCAACUCAAUCUUUUGUACAUAAGAUUGGUGAGAUCAGUUAUGGAAUACAGUGUUGUACUACAGUCAAUUUGCAGCAAGACAGUACAGGACUCUCCAAAAAAGUACAAAGCCAGGUGGCCCAUUUCAAAGUCAUUGGAAAGUCAAAGAUAUACGCCAAUAGCAGCAGUGAUGGAAUACAGCUUUGUGCUACUGUCAAUUUGAAGCAAGACAGUACAGGACUCUUAGGGAAAGUAAAAAGUCAGAUGGUCAAUUUCAUCUCUGGAGAUCUAAGGUUACUCCAGCCGCAGCAUGCUAAAUACAUAUCAAUAUUGAGGUACUAAAUCUCAAAAGAGAGGCAGCAGUCAUUGAGACAGUUAAAAGGUACCGAAGGCUAUACAAGCAACACCGAAAUGGACAAAUGGUUGAAAAAUGGAGUCUGAACCAUAAAAUUAUACGGAAAUCAGUACUAGAUGUGGCCUCUGAAAUUGAAGAGAAACACCACCUACCAACAGACAGAGAAGUCUUGCAAAUCAUACCUAAUGACAUAUCCCCAAACCAACAUUUGCAAACUUCUUAUAAAAAGACUGACCCAAUAGAAGAAAUUGAAAAGUAUGGUCCCUGCUGAAAACAAACAUAGCAUCCUAUGCACAGGGCUGGAUUAACCAUUAGGCAAACAAGGCACAUGCCUAGGGCACCAAGCAUUUGGGGGCACCACAAGUCCUCAAGAAAAAUGUGUAUAUUGUCCAGGUAGCGUAAUUGCAUGGCAUAAGCAAAUCUCAAAUGUCAUAUUGAAUCGCACAUUAUUUAACCCCCACAACCCGGGGGUAAAAUACCCCCCACCCAGUUUUUUUGCUAAUUUUUGUUAUUUUUCUUCAACUUUCUUUUGCUCUAUUUUAUUUUGCUUUUCUGAGAUAUGUUUGUGCUACGUAACGCACUAAUGUGUAGCGACAAAUUCACUUCCGUUUUGGUCUGUUAGUGAAAACAAUUGUGAAUCGGGUCAGUCAAGCUCUACAAAAUGAGCACGUGAACUUGAAAACGUGUGCUGAUUUGUAUUCUUCACUAGCAGAUCACUUGCAUGAAUCUAGGGAUGAAUUUGAAAGAUUUGAAGAAGCUGCAAAAGAAAUAAUACCAGGUGUGGAUUAUAAGUCAACUUUGACCCGUAAUCGUAAACGAAAGACACUGGUUAUUGAUGGUGAUGCGCCUGAGGUAUCUCAGAAUGCCAGAGAAAAAUUUUGUAUAUCUGCUUUUUACACCAUUGUUGACAAACUUGAGACAGAGAUGAGUAGACGAGGACAGGUAUUUAAUGAUCUAGCAGUUCGAUUUUCUUGUUUGGUCGAUGUACCACAAACAUCUCAGUGUUGUGAAGGACUAAUAAAUGCUUAUCCUGAAGAUCUGAACAAUAAUUUAUAAACUGAACAACAACAGUUCCACUCAUAUAUUCGCCACAAUUUUCAUGCAUCAAAAUCUGAGAACAACACGUUCUGUCAUGCAGAACUUUACAAAGUAAUAGUUAGAGACAACGAGUGGGCUUUUCCAAAUGUAGAAAUCGCCUUGCUCAUAUUUUUAACAUUAAUGGUUACGAACUGUUCAAUUGAACUCUCUUUUUCUCAUUUGAAACGUACAAAAAAUCCAAGUAGAUCGACAAUGAAACAAGAAAGGCUUGAUUCCUUAUCUUUGCUGACGAUUGAGGCAGACUAGUUGCGCAAAAUUAACUUUGAUGAUGUACUCAAAAACUUUGCCAGACGUAAAUCUAGAAAAAAAGAACUUUAAAAUUUAAAUGUGUGCUCUCUCUGACUUUCUUAUCUAUCAAAAAAAUUACAGUAUUUUUGUCUACUAUUAUUACAAAAUUAAUUAACUAUUAAUUUUAAUACAGAAAUACCUUAUUGUAGGUUUUAUAUGAGUGAAAGUAGUGCAAACAUAUGUGUUUACAUUUCACAACUGUUAUUCUUUGUUAGUUUUUUUGCAUAAUAUUGAACAUACCAGCAGUCAGUGAAGGAUCGGGGGCAGUAGGGGGCAUCCAUGUGGGUUUGUGCCUAGGGCACCAAGAUGGCUUAAUCUGGCCCUGCCUUUGCAUAGGAUAUAAUUCAAAUAUACACAAAUGUCAGCUUUUAAAGGAGACAAAAUAAAGUACACAAUAAAGAUCAAUCAUUUGAUUAACUCUGAAACCCCUGUGGGGUGCUCUGCAAUAAUUAUGAAGCAGAUGCAACUGCCAGUGAAGUAGUGUUUUACCACCUGUUAGCAAUCUCCACAGUGUAUCCCAGCCCCAGCAUAAAAAGAAAUGACUUUUGCUGCUCCGAUUGACAAUCAAUUUAUCAGGCAGCUGAACAUCAAUAUCUUACAACAUUGGUAAAAUCACCUUUCUCAAAACCUAUGCAGUCAAUCUUGCUUUAUGAUGGAUACCAGGAAACCACAAUAUACCAGGAAAUGAGAGGGCAAACAAACCAGCAAGCAGGGAGCCUUCAAUGAACAGCCAAACAUACCUACAUCAAUCAUUCAUUUGCAUUUGAAAUUGACACUGGAGCCGGAGAAAAUUUUAUGUCUGAAUCUGUUUGGCGAAAGCUGGGACAACCCACAUUGAGCCCAGUAUCUGUCAAGUACGAGUCAGCGUCUGGUGACCUACUUAAUGUUUUGGGAGGUGUGAAGAUGCAUGCUGAGGCAGGGGAAAUAACUACAAAUCUGUCUUUUGUAGUAGUGAAAAACCACAACUUAAAUUUGUUGGGCAGAACUGCAAUAAAGAACCUCAGGAUUUCGAUAGACACAAUGUUUCAAACAAGGACAAAUCACAUUGCUAAUCAAAGCUUAUUGAUUAAAGCUCGUGAAAAAAUCCGUAAAUCAACUGAACAUUGCAAUACAGAUACUCUUAGUCGUCUACCCUCAGGGCUGGAUGCCAUUUUUGAUGUUGAAGAAAGUGAAGCAAACAUGGAUUCUGUUUGUAUGAUCAAACAAAUCAGUUUGCAGAUCAGACCAACAGACCCAGGAGUCCUUGCUAAAGAGUCACUUAAAGAUUCUACUGUGUCUACAGUAAUAAGAUAUUGUCAAGAGGGCUGGCCGUCCUCUACUACAAACAAAGAACACUUGAACAAGGAGGCAGCUAACAUAGCAGCUUUUAAAAAAUAUUCAAGACUCACUCUCCGUGGAUUCGAAUUGUCUAUUUUAUGGUUCAAGAAUUGUGGUACCAAAAAUACUACAAGCUCAAGUUCUCCAAAUCCUGCAUACAGGACAUUUUGGAAUUGAGCGGAUGAAACAGUUAGCAAGAUCAUCUGUAUAUUGGCCUGGACAUGAUACUCAAAUCAUGGAGAUAGGUCGGACAUGCCAAGCAUGUGCAGAAUACGCCAGAGACCCAAACAAAGCUAGUAUCCACCCGUGGAUGUUGCCAGAAAAACCAUGGAGUCGAGUGCAUAUUGAUCAUGCCAUUAACUUUAAGGGAUCACAUUGGCUGGUGUGAUAGAUGCUUAUUCAAAGUACCUGUGUAUCCACAGGACAACAUCUACAUCGACCAAAGCCACCAUUGAUCAUCUGGAGGAAGAUUUUGCUCAUUUCGGUUAUCCACACACCAUAGUCAGUGACAAUGCUACUUGCUUCAUCUCAGAAGAAUUUCAGCAUUGGUGUAAGAAGAAGGGUAUUGUACAUCUUGCAGGCGCUCCCUACUAUCCUGCUACGAAUGGAGCUGCAGAACGACUGAUUCAAAGUUUCAAGAAUUCACUAAAGAAAUCCUCAUUACCUUUGAAGGAAUCUCUACAAGACUUUCUGCGUCAGUAUCGUAGGACACCAUUGGCAAGUGGAUUAUCACCUAGCCAACUGCUAAACAAUCGGCAAAUAAGAACACUUAUUGAUACUCUAGUUCCCUCACCUGCUCAUCAAGCACAGGGACAGCAUCUUAAAGAAAUACUCGUUUGCAAUGGGACAAACAGAAGUCCUAGUCGAUCAUUUAACCGGGGAGAUCCAUGUUACGUCAGAGUAUAUGGAACAGCAACAGACUCUAAACCACGAUGGGCUCUCGGUACAAUCAUCCAAGUUAUGGGUCCACGUCUUUUCAAGGUGAAGAUUUAUCCGAAUGGUCCCACAUGGUAGAGACAUUUAGACCAACUUCGCCCCAGGUACGGAGCAGAAGAAGAUUCAGAACCAGGUUUGGAUAUAAUGACAAGUCUUUAUCCAACAGCUCAGGCAGCCCUGAGUCAUCAACUGUCUACACAUCCAGCAACUCCAAGUCCACCUAAGAAGAAGAUUAACCCUCGACAUCCAAGACCUUCAGACUAUGUCAUACCCAGAAGAUCUCAAAGACAACGUCGAGCACCAUUGUUACUGGACUUGUAAUUGUUCGGGGAGGUGUUAUGGUGGACUAGCGGAUUGGCCCGUACAGAUAGCCAGCCAAGGAAACAGCGUGCAUGCGCAGAGAGACUGGACAGAGGGUGUGUGUUUAUGAACUGUGUUCCGGACGCAAACAGAAAGUCAACACCUUAUUGAGAACUUGUAUUUAUGUAUAUAUAUGUGUAUGUUACGUGUUUGAAAUAAAAACAAUGAAAACAUAACACUUUCUCAAAACCUAUGCAGUCAAUCUUACUUUAUGAUGGAUACCAGGAAAUGAGAGGGCAAACAAACCAGCAAGCAGGGAGCAUUCAAUGAACAGCCAAACAUACCUACAUCAAUCAUUCAACACUGCAAAAAAAAAUUUAUCAGAGCUAACAAAAAAAAAGAAGAGAUGGGCUAUGGCUCAACAGGAAGAUGUUAUCACUCACAUGCCUAGCCCAGGCACUAAAGAUAAAAUACAUUGCCUCCAAACAUUGACACACAUAGGUCAUAAUCUUUCGCCUGCGUAUGGGACAUACAAUUUAAUUCCAACCUUAAGCCAAAUAAAACACUAAUGUGCCCCCUCUGCAGACAACAGAAUGAGACAAUAACACAUCACCUUUUUCACUGCCCUGUACUUAGGAACUUAUGUCUUAAUUAUCUACCAAAAACACUAUGCCAGACCUGUUCACUCUUUUGAUUUUGGCGUACAAUGUAUGAUUUUGAGGUGUGUUCAUUUUAUAUGCUGUAUGUUAUUAUUUUACUAUUAAGAUAAUGUAUUGAACGAUUUUUUGAUGAUAUUGUACAAUUUUAAAAGUUUGAGGGUAAACAGGCCUGCUAUGUCACACCAACACUCUAUUUACAAAGAAGAGCUGCAGGGAGUGUGUCAGUUCUUCACCAUGGCCUUGUUCAUAAGGCCACAUGCUCAAAUGGUUACUGCAUCUAAAUCAUGAUGAUGUUGUAACUUAUAAAUGAUCAAAUUACCUUAAACAUUUCCUAAUUUAAAAAAAUAUCAUUUAGGAUUUUUAAAAGAAAGUAAAUAAGGCAUCUCUCUGCACCAUAGGUAAAUUUUGGUGAUCAAGUGUCCAUCCUAAAACAAUGUCUUAGCUCAACAUUUGAUCAAAAUAUAGACAUGGACCUAUGAUAAUGAGUGUAUAAUUUUUAUUUCUAAAAUCAUGAUGGCAUACACCUAAACUCUAGUAAAUCUAUUAAUAAUUAAUUAUGCGAUGUGACAAAUAAUCAUUGCCAUUUUUUAUAUCUUAGUUCUAGGUGUAAAAGCAGAAUAGAUAGAUUACUAUAUAGCUCACUGUCAUAUUUAUUGUAAUUAUUUACAACAAAAAAAUGAUUUUGAAAAUUGAAAAACAAAACAUGUAGUUUGACUGACAUCUUUUGUCCAUUCAGUUUCUGGUCAUUGUUAUUCUGUUAUUGUUCAAAGCUCUUAAUAUAUUUCUAGGAAGUCUUAUAAUUGAAAAUCAAUUUUAAUACUGUUUUCCAAAAACUUAAAAUCUGUUUUCUUAAAAAAUGUAUGUGAUAUUAAUAAUUUUAUUAUAAUUUUCCUGAUAUAUUCCAUGUGUGUUGGAAAAUUGAGCUGAGCAAAAGAAAUUUUAUAUACUGUUCUAUGAUUUAACAAAUUCAAUCUUGUUUUAAGAUUUUGCUCAUGAGAUGAACUAUACGUAACAGGACUGAAAACCAAAGCUAGCGAUAUUAACAAUAAUCAGUUUAUUUAUACUAAUAAUUCUGAUAUGGAGUAGAAACUCAAAUAUGUAAAAAUAAUACAAAACUUUGUUUAUUUACUGCACAUAAAAAUAGAAAGGUUAAUAGAUUAAUCCACACACACAGUGAAAAUCGUCUCUUGAAGCUCUUUUGUCUCUCUCUACCAGUCACAUUUGACUGUCUUAUUUAUGGCCUGUGAGGGAGUUGUUUCUCAAAUUGAACCUUCAGUCUAGAAGGGCAAGCAAUAGUUCUCCAAUUCUAUAAUCUACUAGUAAAUUCAAGAUAAGUUGUGUUUCUAAGAUAACCAGCAAACACAAGGAAAAUUGGUUAAUUACACAAAUAAAAGGGGAGAUAAUUUUACAGUAAAACUGGACGGUGAACCAAAAUUGCGUUUAACAAAAUCUCUGUUUUAUAGGGCUAUAACACUCACACUAUAAAGAAUAUCAAAAUUGGCCCAAUUUCUAAUUAUUCUUAUUUAAAGAAAUGUUAGUGUGAAAAGCUGUUUUUUUAUUUAAAAUUAUUUUAUAUUUAAAAAUAAUUUCUUUUUCAGAAUGUCAGACCCUUAGAAUUGUUCACAGACUAUCCGACCCUCAAGUUUACUCUGACUUGGCUCGAACAUGAAGAGAACAAUAAAAAAUGUCUUGAAAAUACAGCUCAGUCACGUGUCCCUCCCCCUCGCUGUGAUCUUAUAAACGGAACCUCAGAUUUCUCAGCAGCAUUUGAGAAAUGUAAGGUUUAUCAGAGGGGUGUAAUCAAAGGUUUGCCUUUUGUUUUACCCCAUCUCUUUCUUGUUGUUUUCCUUGCCCAGCACUUUUAAGUAUUAAUUCAAGCAAAGUCUGUGCACAUUUAUUUUCUUCCCAUAACAAAUAAAACACUUCGCUUGCACAACUCAGUAAUCUAGCAACUAGUGCAUGUUUGUACCUGUUUACCUUGUGACUUAACUUAUUAAUGCUCUUGUUUGUAAUUCAAGUUUGAUAGGACUUCAAAAUGUUGUGUUUAUUUCCAAUCAGGGGUGAAGUCAGAGUACACAGGUCCCAAAACUAGAGACAGAGAGGGAAGUACACAGUUAACACCAAGAAAGCGACUGCGCGUUUUCUAUCAGUUUACCCACAAUGAUUGCACCCAGCAGGAAACUGAGGCAAGAGAUGACCUCAGGUGUCCAUGGUGUUGUCUAUCAUGCCAGCAAUUAUACAGUUUGCUCAAACAUUUACGCCUUUGUCACUCACGAUUUAAUUUUUUGUACAUCGUAAGUAUCAUUUCAGUGCAAAAGUUUUAAAGGGCAUAUUGCCAGCUGUACAUUUUGAUCAAAUUAAAAUAAGUUUUUGAAUAGAUAAAUUCGUUUUGAACUAUUGCUACUUUUUUUUUAUAUUAUGAAACAAGCAUUCUUCCUUUUUAAAAAUUGAGAAUGUUACAUUUCAGCCCCAUCCUAAAGGAGCUCGCAUUGAUGUUUCAAUUAAUGAACGAUAUGAUGGAUCUUAUGUUGGAAACCCUCAAGAUAUUCAUUCCCAUGUAGGCUAUGCCUUCAGUCGCAGCAACCCAGUUAGAAGGACACCUAUAACACAUGUUAUUGUUUACAGGUAAUUUUCAAUACUAGUUAAAAGGGUCCUAACACGCCAGGUCAUUGGAUUAGGAAAUGUUUUCAAAAUAUUUGAAUCACAUGCCUUUCUUUUAAAAGUUAAACUAGAUUUUACUCAAGAAAACUUGUUUUAGCAGUGUGUAUGUGUGUUUUAUUUAUAAUUUUUACUGCUUCGUUUCAACAUAAAAAUAAUUUGUUUACAUUCCUUCUGCAAAUUACCCUCAUACUUAGCUACCCCUGAGUUUGAUCAAGUUUAUUAAAUAGUUGUCUAUUUUAACUUUUUUUUUACAUUGUUUCUCUUUUAUAGACCUAAACGUGCACCACCAUCAUUAUCUGAAUUCCAAGAGGCAGAAUCAGAAAGUGGACUCAACAGACAACUUAUUCAGGGGCAUAACAGGUUGUUGAUUUAAUAGAAAAAUUAAGCAAGUCCAUAAACUUAAAUUGUGAAAGCUUUUGACUGCUUAAUUAAUUCUAGAAUUUAUUUGAAAUAAUUCAUUUAUGUAUAUAUAUAUAUCCUGAAAAGUUUAAAUAAGACCCCAAAAUAAUACGGGGGACUCAAAUUUUAAUCCUUCAAAAAAUCUUUGAGUGAAUUGUCUUUAUACUGUUCUUAUUACCAGACUUUACUUCCACACUGUGACGUGCCAACCAGUCAGACCUCAGGAACUAGAUACAGAGGGUAGAGAAGAAUCCAAGCCAAGGUGGUUGAAGCAAAAAACUAUAAUGGUAAAUUUAUUAACAGCAAAGUUUUUUUAAAAUCUGUGUGUCUGUAUACCAGUUUGAAUAUGUUAAAAAAAUGUUGAAUUCUAAGAGUAAAAAAACCUGAUAAAAUUAUGAUACAUCAGUACUCAGUUUUUAUAGCAUCUUUAAAAGCCUAUGUCAGUUUUUGUUGGGGUUAAAACUGAUGUUUUUCAAAGUUAACAUUUAUUUGAGUGGAUAUAGCUAUUGAAUAUUUUAUUUGCAAAAUUUAUUUUUAAACUUCAAAGAAAAUGUUGUGAUAUUACAUGUCUGCAUUUGGAAUGUAAUAUUGAUAUUUUCAUAGAAGAUAUAUUGAUAUUUUCUUAGAUGAUUGAUGAGUUUACAGAUGUGAAUGAAGGCGAGAAGGAGCUUAUGAAAAUGUGGAAUUUGCAUGUCAUGGAAAAAGAGUAAGUAUAUUUAAUUUUAAAAUUAUCUUUUGAUUUAAAAAAAAUUAGAAUUCUUAAUAUGAGCUCAAUGUCAUCAGUAAGUUGUCUUAGUACAUGAUUUCAGAUUUCUCUUUCUUUCUCACUCUACUUAUCAUCAGUUCACUAUUUCAAAAAAGUGAAAGUGGUUACUUAUGUUAAAUUUUUGGGCAUGUGUCAAUAAAAUUUUGAUUGACUUAUUUAUAAAGUCUACACACAUUUUGCAAUAAUUAUCCUGAAAUUCUCAGUAUAAAUUAAAUAAAUAGAAUAAUGUUUUUUUAUUUACAAUGAUGCUGUAAAAGUAUGCAAUGUUUUUUAGGAAUUAUGUUACCUUGUUUUUUCACAAUUGAGCUUUCACAAUUGAGCUUUCACAAUUGAGCUCACUUAUACUAGAAGUAAUAGUAAUAUUUAGACUACCAUAUAUUCCAUGUGCAUGUGAGGUAUGUUGUUUGGCUAACCCAGUGGCUCCUAAAUUUGUUCGAUUCCUUGUACCCUUGCAAAAUUGUUACAUUCUAACUAGUACACUUUGAAAUAGCCUACAUGUUUUUAAGAAAAUGAAAAAAGUGUCAAGGAAAAAUAAAUUUAAAAAUAACUCCAGACAGAUAAUUCAUCUAGUGAGGUACUGUUUGCUAGAUUUCAUAUAGCAUGAAGAAGGGGAAUAUAAUUGUGUAAUAGUUAACCGUGCCCCUGUGAAGAAGCCAGGGCAGAGCCUGUAAAUGGCGCCCUCAGUAUAUAUAAAAGUGUAUAUAAAAGAAAAAAGUACAGUGCAGACAAUUUUAACCGUCCAAAACCGAUUUUUUUUGUUUUUUUUUUUUGAUGGCUUAAGGUAGAAAGCUCAUUUGUAUGUAAACUUAUGGGGGUGUCCAAAAAAGGAAUGGGGGGGGGGGGUCCGAAGUUUUCCUUCUUUGCAUACCUACUAUAUGUAUGGCCCCUUAUUGAAAGCAUCUUAACUAUUUUUUUUUUAAUAUUUAGGUAUAUAGGAGAUUGCAUGUUUCCCCUAGCAAGCUUUACUUUUUAAUGGGGGGGGGGGUCCGAAGUUUUCCUUCUUUGCAUACCUACUAUAUGUAUGGCCCCUUAUUGAAAGCAUCUUAACUAUUUAUCUUUCAAUAUUUAGGUAUAUAGGAGAUUGCAUGGUUCCCCGAGCAAGCUUUACUUUUGUUGAAGAGCAUGGUGAAGAGAUUAUACGCAAAAAUUUGUGUAGAAACUUCUUGCUUCACCUUGUUAAUCUCUUCGACUUUAGUCUCAUUCGGCCUGAAGUUGUGCAGCGCGCAUAUGCCAUGUUGGAAAAUCUACGUCAUUCGAUUUCCUCUCAAGGAAAGAAAUCAGGUUCUUGAUGUUAACUCAGGAUUAAAUUAACUACCAAAGGCAGUCAUUAUUGUAGUUAAGUUUUAUUAUAAACAGCAGUCUCUACAAAUGUUUGUACAGUUGUAAACAAGUGCUAGUGCUAUGAAAGUAACUUUGUGUAAUUGUUAGCCAUACAUGUGUCAUGUUUAUUUGCUGAUCAUAGAACAAAGUAGACAGAACUUAACUAUCAAAUAAAGAACCAAGACAGUGAACAUAAAAUUAUAAAUAAAUAUAUAUUUCUACAAACUCAAGAAUUAUUUCAUUAAAAGUCUACACUACACCUUUAACAUAUAUGGAAGAAUUAAGUCUUUACAAAAAACAUUAAUUAGAGUAAUUUUAUUGUGAAAGCUUUCCAAAAUGCUAAAAGUUUUCCAAAAUGCUAAAAGCUUAUAACAUUAAAAAAAAUUGCUAUUGCUUUUGGAGCCAUAUGACAUGGUAUUGGUCUGGUACUCAACUUGAGGCAUUCUUUGAAUUAAAGCACAGUUGUGAGGCAUUGUGGGUUAUUAACAUCACAUAAAAGGAGUUUAGCUGUAAAUAUAGUUAAAUCAAGAAGUAUGCAUUAGCUAUCUAUGAGGUGGAAUACAGAAAGGAGGGUUUCAGAAACAGCACUAAGUUGAGAGUUGUUUUUUCUCAUCUUUUUGCCCUUGUAAAUUGCCUUUUAUCCUCCUACCUCUUAUAGACUGAUUGAUUAAUUUACUAGUUAUUCAAUACAAGAAGUGAACAGCAUUUGCAAAGAUGGUAGUAGUAUAAUUAGCAAUAUUAUGUAAAUAGAUUGUGUACAGGUUUGUUUGCCUCAGCCUGAUGAUGUUGUCAAUCCUUUGUGCCUCACUUUCAUUGUGAUUUCAUUUACUUUGUUCCAGUGGCUAUGAAGUGGAAAUGUAUAUUAUGUCUUGAUUUCUAGAUAUAUGUAUCAUGGUAUCAUAAAUUUCAUCUGCAUGCAUUCCAAAGAAAUAAAGUUUCUUAAAAAUGUAAAUCGCUGUCAUUAGGAAAUGAUUUUUUUGUGUUGGUGCAUGUCAUUAUUGAUUGGAAUAAUGCUGAAAGCCAUUCUUAAAUACUUGAUGUAUGAUGCUGAUAUUCUUUACGAGUGCUAUGAUGUGAAUAUAAAAUUAUUUUGAUGAUGUUCAUAUUUAAUGCUUAUGUUUCAUUUGUCUUCAUCAUCUCUCAUCCAGUAAGAAAAAGUCAAAAUGUGUUAAGAAUUUUGAGAAAUAUACAAGUAUUUUAAGUGAAUGCAUGUUUGUGCCUGUUUAAUCAAUGAGAAUUCUUGAUAUGCUACACCAGAAGCUCUGGCACCUGGUCCAAUCACAGCACUUUAUUUGCUGUGACACUUGUGUAUGUCUAAAGGCAGCACUAUACAGAUUUUUAUUUACCAAGUCAGCACAGGUGCCAUUCAGCCAGUUUGAACAAAAACGAAAAAGUUGUGCAUCUAGUCUGUCUAAUUUAAAUUCAUAUUUUAUGAUUUGAAAGGUAAGGUCAACAAUACAGUAUAAAUAUUAGCUUUUGGAAGAUAGAUUUAUUGGAGUUGGAGAGUGAAGACUCUGGAAGAUAUUUUUAGUUUUAUUUUGUGGGGUUAUGUCUUAUGAUAUAAUAUUUAUUUAUUCAC